This is a messenger RNA of Mobula hypostoma (lesser devil ray), 126 nucleotides long. RefSeq lists its product as uncharacterized. The record is from RefSeq and is a predicted model, not a curated record. NCBI's taxonomy places the organism in Eukaryota, Metazoa, Chordata, Chondrichthyes, Myliobatiformes, Myliobatidae. The transcript has 2 exons. The annotation marks the transcript as partial.
UCCUCCCCAUUCCCCAUUCACAAUCCUCCCCAAUCCCUACACAAUUCCCCAUCCCCACACAUCUGCUCACGAUCCUCCCCUUCCCCGCUCACAAACCCCCGUCCCCCCUCACGAUCGUCCGUUCCC